This is a messenger RNA of Coniosporium apollinis CBS 100218, 735 nucleotides long. RefSeq lists its product as uncharacterized. Bases 1 to 735 code for a protein of 244 amino acids. Gene Ontology annotation, cellular component: pericentric heterochromatin; nucleus. Gene Ontology annotation, biological process: negative regulation of transcription by RNA polymerase II; chromatin organization. NCBI's taxonomy places the organism in Eukaryota, Fungi, Ascomycota, Dothideomycetes. The record is from RefSeq and is a predicted model, not a curated record. The transcript has 7 exons. Gene Ontology annotation, molecular function: chromatin binding.
AUGCCGCCAGCCAUAAGCGACAACGAAGACUCGGCCUCCGAAUCCGAGAUACCCUUCAAGACCCCCAUGAAGGACGAGGAUGUGGAAGAGAAAAACGGCGACGUAGAAGAGAAUGGCGCCGACGAGGAGGAGGAGGAGGCCGCCGAAGACACAUACGUGGUAGAGAAGAUCCUGUCUCAUCGUUUUCAGGAUGGCGUCGUCAUGUACGAAAUCAAAUGGCUGGGCUAUGAGAAGAAGGCCGACAGAACAUGGGAGCCCGAAUCAAAUCUCGAGGGCGCACAAGAGUCGCUGAAAGUCUACUUCAAAAAAAUCGGCGGCCGACCAGAGGUCCCAAGCGCCAAAGACAAGAAGCGCAAGAUCUCCGAAGCGGCAGCAAGCACACCCACAGGAAGUGCAACCACCGGCCGAGGACGCAAGAAGGCUAAAAGCGAGCAGGACUCAGGUCCGGACGCAGCAGAGGACAGCGCGUCUACAAAAGGCAAGGUGAAAGAGUGGCAGCCGCCGAAAGGCUCUUGGGAGGAGGAAGUGAUGCAGAUCGACACGGUGGAAGAGCCAAUCAACCCAAAGACUGGGAAGAAGGAGAGAGUCGGAUACGUGAUCUGGAACGACGGGAAGAAGACCCAGCAUCCCUUGCGGGUCAUCAAUCAGAAGUGUCCGCAGAAGAUGCUGGCAUACUACGAACAGCACUUGGUGUUCAAGGGUACCGAUGAAAUCGAGGGCGCCGCAGGCGUAUGA